Triplophysa dalaica is the source of this 1469-nucleotide messenger RNA. RefSeq names its product relaxin family peptide receptor 3 (gene rxfp3). Gene Ontology annotation, cellular component: membrane. NCBI's taxonomy places the organism in Eukaryota, Metazoa, Chordata, Actinopteri, Cypriniformes, Nemacheilidae. Gene Ontology annotation, biological process: immune response; G protein-coupled receptor signaling pathway. Gene Ontology annotation, molecular function: G protein-coupled receptor activity. The record is from RefSeq and is a predicted model, not a curated record. The transcript has a single exon. Bases 1 to 1227 code for a protein of 408 amino acids.
AUGCAGAAGACUUCUGACAUGCACGACGAGCGCGCUGAGUACGCGCCUGGAAGCAUCCUGUUAGGUGAUUUUAACGCGAGCUUUAUUAACAAGACUAAUGUCUCGUGGGGUGACUUUCAGGAUUUGGAUAAACCCGAUUUUGUGGGUGACGGUUCUGCGCUUUUGAGAAUAGUAAUCUCCAUCAUUUACUCGGUCGUUUGCGCGCUUGGUUUAAUUGGAAACAUACUCGUCCUAUAUCUCAUGAAGUCCAAACAAGCAUGGAAGAAGUCGUCCAUCAAUCUCUUCGUGACCAGCCUGGCGGUGACCGACUUUCAGUUUGUUUUGACACUUCCUUUUUGGGCUGUGGAAAACGCCAUGGAUUUCACUUGGCUGUUUGGUAAGGCGAUGUGCAAGAUGGUUUCAUUUGUCACGGCAACGAACAUGUACGCUAGUGUGUUUUUCCUAACAGCCAUGAGCGUGGCGCGAUACUGCUCCGUGGCUUCUGCGCUGAAAAGCAGGAGACGCCGGAUGCGUUUAUCUGCGCGCUGGAUGAGCGUCAUCAUUUGGAUAGCUGCGAUCGGUGCAGCGCUCCCAAAUGCGAUAUUUUCAACGACGGCUACGGUGUCUAACGAGCAACUGUGCCUGGUGAAAUUUCCCGACCGGAGCGGAGACGUGCAAUUUUGGCUUGGUUUGUACCACGCGCAAAAAGUACUUCUGGGGUUUCUAAUUCCCCUCGGUAUAAUAACCAUGUGCUAUCUGCUCCUUUUGCGCUUUAUUACCAACAAAAACGUGAAUACCUCCAGCGCAAAGAGGCGAUCCAAAGUUACCAAAUCUGUGACUAUUGUCGUUUUAUCUUUUUUCCUCUGCUGGUUGCCAAACCAGGCGUUAACGGCGUGGGGCAUCCUGAUAAAAUUUAACGUGGUGCACUUUAGUUACGAGUAUUACGCCACGCAAGUGUAUGUUUUUCCGGUGACGGUCUGUUUAGCGCAUUCAAACAGCUGUCUCAAUCCUAUUCUGUAUUGCUUAAUGAGGAGGGAAUUCAGGAAGGCUUUGAAAAAGCUGUUUUGGCAGAUCACAUCGCCUUCUGUCACCAACAUGAGGCCGUUUACUGCCUCCACAAAGCCCGAGCAGGAUGAACAGGGUCCGGCGUUGGUUCCGGUAGGUCCCACGGAGCCUGCGCUUAUUUUCUAUCCUCCGGGGGUUGUGAUGUAUAACGGCAGAAACGACCUUCUGCCUAACAGCACAUAACUGAACCAGUGGCGAAGCGAUCGUUGUACAACUUUUAGGGAUUUCUGUGCACACGUUUUUCCUUCGAAAAGAUGCUUGCGCAGCCUCAGACAUCCACACAAUGUGUGUAUGCGCAUUCGUGUAAAAUUUUAAAGGAAGAAACAUCCUUAAAGAAAAUUAACCAAAGUUUUACCACUUUAUGAGCUACACUUGUUUUAUCCUAAUGAUGGUAAAACCAUAGUAACAACAAUUGUCUCACUUUA